GCCCGUGUUUGUAGGAGGGCUUGCAGACAGGAAUACUGGGAGACAGAGCAGAGGUUGCCCAGCACUGGGAACCAGCAGCUAAGUCCAAAGCAAGCUGCGGCAGAUACUGCUGGGCCCCAUGGCUGAGGAGGCCCUGAAGGAGACGGGGCUGGGCAAAAGGGCUGCUCCCCAGGAUGACUCGCAGGGCCUCCAGGACAGUGUGUUCUCCUCUGAAAGUGACAACAGCCUGUACUUCACCUACAGCGGCCAGUCCAACACCUUGGAGGUCCGAGGUCUCACCUACCAGGUGGACAUGGCCUCCCAGGUGCCUUGGUUUGAGCAGCUGGCUCACUUUAAGAUGCCCUGGACAUCUCACAAGGACUCUUGUGAGCUGGGCCUUCAGAACCUGAGCUUCAAAGUGAGGAGCGGACAAAUGCUGGCCAUCAUAGGGAGCUCAGGCUGCGGGAGAGCCUCUUUGCUAGACGUGAUCACCGGUCGAGGCCCUGGCGGCAAGAUUAAGUCCGGCCAAAUCUGGAUCAACGGGCAGCCCAGCACGCCGCAGCUGGUGAGGAAGUAUGUGGCUCACGUGCGCCAGCACGACCAGCUGCUCCCCAACCUGACCGUCCGCGAGACCUUGGCAUUUGUUGCCCAGUUGCGCCUGCCCAGAACCUUCUCCCAGGCCCAGCGUGACAAAAGGGUGGACGACGUGAUCGCGGAGCUGCGGCUGCGGCAAUGCGCCAAUACGCGCGUGGGCAACACCUACAUACGGGGCGUGUCGGGGGGCGAGCGGCGCAGGGUCAGCAUCGCGGUGCAGCUGCUGUGGAACCCAGGAAUCCUCAUUCUGGAUGAACCCACGUCUGGGCUGGACAGCUUCACUGCCCACAACCUGGUGAAAACCCUAUCCAGGCUGGCCAAAGGCAACAGGCUGGUGCUCAUCUCCAUCCACCAGCCCCGCUCCGACAUCUUCAGGCUCUUUGACUUGGUCCUCCUGAUGACGUCUGGCACCACCAUCUACUUGGGGGCAGCCCAGCACAUGGUCCAGUAUUUCACCUCUGCCGGCCACCCCUGUCCUCGCUACAGCAACCCUGCUGACUUCUAUGUGGACUUGACCAGCAUCGACAGGCGAAGCCGAGAGCAGGAAGUGGCCACCAGGGAGAAGGCUCAGUCACUUGCGGCCUUGUUUCAAGAAAAAGUGCGUGGCUUCGAUGACUUUCUGUGGACGGCGGAGCCAAGGGCACAGGGUGUGAGCCCUUGCGUGCAGAGCCCGGCUUCCCGGAGUGACACCAACGCCUUCCAGACCCCCACCAAGCUCCCACCCAUACUGCAGUUUGCCACACUGAUCCGUCGUCAGAUUUCCAAUGACUUCCGAGACCUGCCGACCCUCCUCAUCCACGGGGUGGAGGCCUGCCUGAUGUCUCUGAUCAUCGGCUUCCUCUACUACGGCUACGGGGCCAUCAAGGUGUCCUUCAUGGACAUGUCCGCCCUCUUGUUCAUGAUCGGAGCGCUCGUCCCUUUCAAUGUGAUCCUGGAUGUCAUCUCCAAAUGCCACUCGGAGAGGGCGUUGCUUUACCAUGAACUAGAAGAUGGGCUGUACACUGCUGGGCCAUAUUUCUUUGCCAAGAUCCUGGGGGGGCUUCCUGAGCACUGUGUCUACAUCAUCAUCUACGGGAUGCCCACCUACUUGCUGACGGACCUGCGCCCAGGCCUCGAGCCCUUCCUGCUGCACUUCAUGCUGGUGUGGCUGGUGGUCUUCUGCUGCAGGAUGAUGGCCCUGGCCACCGCCGCCCUGCUCCCCACCUUCCACAUGUCCUCCUUCUUCGGCAAUGCCCUCUACAACUCCUUCUACCUCACCGGGGGCUUCAUGAUAAGCUUGGACAACCUGUGGAUAGUGCCCGCGCUGAUUUCCAAGGUGUCCUUCCUCCGAUGGUGCUUUGAAGGGUUGAUGAAGAUCCAGUUGGGUGGGCUCACUUACCACAUGGCAGCUGGCAACCUCACCAUCCCUAUCCCAGGAGACGCAAUCCUCAAUGCCAUGGGCCUGAACUCCUACCCGCUCUACGCCAUCUACUUGAUUGUCAUCGGCAUCAGUGGUGGCUUCAUGGUCCUGUACUAUAUAUCCUUAAGAUUCAUCAAACAAAAUCUACUCAAGACUGGUGAUUCAAGCCCAGACUCCUGCCGACCCGGUGGCGGACCCAAGCAGGGCCUUCAAACUGCAUGUUCUUCCUCCCAAGGAGUCCCUUCCCAGGGAACCAGGAUGACCCGAGAACAGGAAGCUCAGCCACCUCUGGCCCACGGUGCUGCAUUGGCACAGGCUGGCCACAGGAUGGCAGUAGAAUAAAGACAGUCAAAAGGGAUUUCUGAUCACCCACCGGGGCUCGCGAUUACUGGAAACAUGAAAAACACACUUGGGGACGCUUACAACGCCACUAAUUUAUUUCCUUUUGCUAUGUAUUUGUAUAGGCAACUAAUACAAGAUGGGAGCAAAUUAGGUAUGAAUUGAGUAGUUCAGCUAUGCGGAAACAAUGACAUAAUAGCUAGUGGAAUAUUUGGCCUCAUCUUCCAGGGUCCCCAAACUCUGUUGAGCCCCUCUCAAUACAGAAAACGACCUAAAACCUACCAGCGGGAUGCCAUCCCCUCUUUUUGUGUGGGGCCACAGGCGCCAGAAGCCAAAUUGAACAAAAUUAAAAAAGUCUUGAGAAAUUGCACCAGGUCAGCACAAAACUCUUAUUUAAGUGGAUGAUAUUUAAUUCCCUAUUAAAACAAACACCCUUUGUGGUGGGCAGCACCCCAUGUUAUAGAUGAAAAAACUGAGGCACAGAUUGUUUGCUAAGUGAGGUCCCGGGGGCUACCAGGUUGUGGAGUCGGUCACGUGGGUCAGAAACACCUUUGAGACCCUGAGGAGUUAAGAGGGCAGAAGGAGCCACCCUAAGCCUUGGAAGCCUAGUGGGGUUCCCGACGAUGAGGUAUAUAGACACGGUGUCAGCGCAGCCAGGCCUCUUACGGUUGCAACUCACUGGCCCUGCCUGGAUCUAAGGACCAGCCCAGAACCUUUCACAGCGGCCACGUAUGGGACGGAGCAGGCCUAGGUCACACACUGCAUGCUUGAGCCUUGAGGACCAGCUGACCCAAAACGGAUGCACAGAAAGCAGGGAGGGAAUUAUCCCCAAAGGAAAACCUCUGGAACCAAAAGAGGAGGGAAGGUAGAAGUUUAGGCAGCAAACAGUGACCGAUCACCAUGAGUUUCCUAGUCCCCUGCUGCCUUCAGUGUUGUCCCUGAGCUGGCAGCAGGGGCCUCCCCUGGGAGCUGCUUAGACUGGCCGAACUCAAGGCCACAGCCAGACCCACUGAAUCAGAAUCUGUAUUUUAAAAAGACCCUCAGAUGAUGUGUCUGCACAAUCAGGCUCAAGAGCAGUGCUUACUUAGUGCACUGCCUUUGUACAACACAACCAUCAAAACUCGGGAUAUUCUCGUCGUUACAGUGUAACACUGCACAUGCCCCUGUCUCAUCACCACCAUCCAAAGGGCAGACUCCACUCAAGACUCCCUUACUGUUCUGACAAUGUCCUUCCUGGCAAAAUGAUGCAGAUCAGGAUCAGAUGUUGCAUCUAGCGGUCAAUUCUCUUUGGUCACUUCAGUUUAGAACAAUCCUCAGCUUUUCCCUGACUCCCAUGACCCUGACACAGGAAGAUUUUGCAGAAUAUCUCUAGAUUUGGUUUGUCUGAUAGAGUCUCAUGAUUAAAUUCAGGUUGUGAGCCUUUGGCAGGAA
Sus scrofa (pig) is the source of this 3742-nucleotide messenger RNA. It is a transcript of the gene ABCG8, whose product is annotated as ATP binding cassette subfamily G member 8. Gene Ontology annotation, molecular function: cholesterol transfer activity; ATP hydrolysis activity; ATP binding. Gene Ontology annotation, cellular component: signaling receptor complex; plasma membrane. Gene Ontology annotation, biological process: transmembrane transport; cholesterol efflux; cholesterol homeostasis. NCBI's taxonomy places the organism in Eukaryota, Metazoa, Chordata, Mammalia, Artiodactyla, Suidae. The record is from RefSeq and is a predicted model, not a curated record.